GCACAAAAUUGGGUCCCUAAAUUAAAAUUCUAUGACACAGUUACCAUGCAGAAAUGUCUAGGGAAACAUUUGGUGAAAGUUUCAACUCUCUACUAUAAAAAUAGCGAUAGUUAUUGAAGAUAAACCGUGAGAAACUCCCUCUUGUCGAGAUCAACGCUCUAGGAAACUCCCUUCUGUACCACGUGACAACGAUUUGAGCGUCACGUGGCCGUCACGUGACAAAAGUGCGCGCAUCGGAUGGAGCAGUCUCGUGGGAAAUCCUGAUUGCCUGAUCGAUCUCGUGGGAAAUCCUGAUUGCUACGGAAAGGGCUGACAACCACAGUUAUUUCCCUUCCUCAAUUUUCCAGUUCACUUGCUCAGUGCUGUCAGUUGUUUUUUGUUUGCCCUGCUAUAUAAACUUCACUCCGUCAUAAUCCCCUACUCCCCUAUCCAAUGAACUGUUUCUGUUACAGCUGCCAUUCUGUUGACUGGACCCUAACUUAGUCUUAUCAUUUUCACUUGAUAACUUUAUCCGUGUGCACUUUCUCGAAACUCAACUUAUCUUUGUCAAGACUCAGCUAAUCUCAGAACUAAAUGUUGCCUUAACAGACUUACUUGUCACUGCACUGGGCCCUCCUUUAAAUGCAAAUAUCAUAUGAGCAGCUGAUCGAUUUAUUGCUUGAACUGUGCAUCCUUUUUAAAAAUAAAUAAGGUCAAUUUUACUAUCGUGAAACUUAGUCACUGAAGACAACGCAAUCUGGCUGUGCCGGUUCCCCUCUGCCUAGAUCACUUAGAAUAUCCAUAGUUAGCAAUACUUUUAUCGUUUAAUGCAGCGAUAUAGCCAGUUAUCAAUGCUACAUAGUAGAUUUUAGCCUGUUCCAAUCAUCCUUAUAUCGCGUUAAUGGAAUUUAUGAAAUUGCCUACCGUUCAAAUCGCUCUCUGUUGUUAGCACCACACUGAUUAACUACGAUGUUCCAAUUUUUUAGAAUUAUGUCCGACAUAAUUCUAAUUUUUGCUGUUACAGCAGAUAGUUAUGGUGUAAUGGCACGCAGGAAUAAGUCAUCCCUGUCCUCCAAAAAGCCCAUGAAAAGGUAUUUGGUAAGCUAUGUCUUUUCCAAUAUCAAAUCCAAUGUAUCACAAUCUGUGGACUUUCUACUCAAAAACUAGAUUGAUUAAUUGAUAAUUCAUUGCUGAUUGUUCACGCGCCCUGUAUGGAAGUAUAUAAAUGGUAAUCCGCAUACUCCAGGAAGAAUUGAAGCAAUCUCAAAAGAAAAGAAGGGAAUCUGGAUCCUUCGUCGGAUCGUCAAAGAGCUUAGAGGGGAGCUCUACGCUUCACUGGCCAUGCAAAGCAGGGAGAGUGACGGAGGCGGAGGCACUGCUGGCUGCUGGAACGGACAUUAACAAGCUGGACAGAACGCAGUUUAACCCUUUCAUGGACGCGAUCAACUCAGGUAAAUCAUUCGACCGCCUUAACAAUAUGGGUUUAUUGGUAAUAGUAGCAAGAGGUUUUAGUCAUGCGUUUGAUUACAGCACAGUGUGAAACCCUGAAGCAUACGUCGAGCUCUAAACUCUGUUUUGUCUGAUAAUCAAUUAUUUGAAUAUUGAAGGAUUAAAUUUGGUAACUUGAUGAUCACACAAUUAACAGGACAGGUCGACUGUGCUAGAUGGCUGCUGAGGCAAGACGGUUUAAAGCUUCAGACCGAGAUAUGGUCGUUUUGUAGGGAGAGGGUGCUAGAGUCAUUGCUAACAGCUUAACAGAAGGUAGGGAGAGCGAUCCAUGGCUGUCCCGAUAGACCCACUCAGACUCCUGCCGGAAGAUACUCCUCCGGUUGAUCCAGAUGAGACAGUUCUAGCAGAUGAUCAGUUACAGACUGAAGAACAUAUCCCACAGAUCAAUGCGUCAACAUCUGCAAAUGAAGCUGAUAUCAGAAUCGACAUGAUGAUGGUACUACACGAGAUGCUCAUGGAAAAGGUCUCCGUUUGCUUUCCUCCUCCCACGAGCAGUACAAAGUGUGGGUUCAACUUUAAUCUGAUAGAAGAUAUCGUAUGCGGAACCCAAGCCCGGCCAUGUCUGUACAUAAUAACGAAAGAAACCGGUUAUGCUGCGAGGGCGUUUACCUCGAUAGAUGUUGAAAAUGCCCACAGCAUUAUAAAUCAUUUGGACCGCCGAGGGGUCCAAAACUCCUCAAUCGAAGAGCUUAGUAGACAUGCCAGCAACCUACAGAGACUUCAAAUUCCCAGGAAACCUCUCUAG
Molecule: messenger RNA, 2233 nt
Organism: Bolinopsis microptera
Lineage: Eukaryota; Metazoa; Ctenophora; Tentaculata; Lobata; Bolinopsidae
Exons: 4
Coding region: 1757-2233 (158 amino acids)
Source: RefSeq, a predicted model, not a curated record